AUGGUAAACAUUGGGAUCCCCAAGAAUUAUACAACUUCGCCAUCGAGUUUUAGUCAUACGCCAUCGUUGACUAUCAAUCAUGAAGUUGCACUAGAUCUCGAUUCUAGCAAUGCAUUCGAAGGCCCGGAGAAACUUUUAGAAGUAUGGUUCAGUCCCUCACCCGAUGCCCUCCAGGGCUGCUCCGAGCCAAUGGGACUCAAGGCCGUGCCCGCCGAGGUGUGGAAGACAAUGCUUGAUCUGGUCAAUUGCAAAGUCUUGUCCAUCAUCGAGUCCGAAGAUGUUGAUGCUUAUCUCCUCUCCGAGUCGAGCAUGUUCGUCUUUCCCCAUAAGCUCAUCUUGAAGACAUGCGGCACAACCACUCUGCUAUGUGGUCUUCCACGCAUCCUCGAGAUCGCGGUUCUCUUUGGAGGAUUUGCCCAGGCCACUGCACCACCUUCCAACGGCAUUAGUGUUGCAGCUGCGCCAUACCGCGUUUUCUACAGCCGGAAAAAUUACUUGUUCCCUGACCGCCAACAUGGACCACACCGCAGCUGGCGGAAUGAAGUACAGACUCUGGACAAACUCUUCGUUGGAGGAAGUGCUUACAUGAUCGGCAAGAUGAACGGCGAGCAUUGGUACCUCUAUUUGACCGAACCAUACACGAUGUUGACACCGCCUGCAAGUCCCAGAAGCAUGGAUAGCCCUGGUACAGAGACGAAAAUUCUGGAUCUACCAACAUCCUUUGUGGUCGACCGUGGAUCAAAGGUUUGCGAAGGUGAGGACGAAACUCUGGAGAUUCUCAUGACUGAUUUGGACGAGGAGAAUGCCCAGCAAUUCUACCUCGACCAUGCGAGUGCGGUCGCAGAAGAUCAGUGGAGAGGAUCCCAGAGAGGAAGAGAUGAUCACGUCGAUGUAUUCAGCAACGCUUCUGAUGACGACACCGAUAUUUCCAUCAAGGAGGAGGCUUACCCAUCCGAACUCACCACCGAAGGCCAUGCUCUUGGCACUGUUGUGUCUGACUCAUGCGGCCUUUCCAACGUCUACCCAGCGGACAAAUACCCCGAUGCAAGAGUCGAUGCCUACCUCUUUACUCCCUGCGGAUUUUCGGCCAAUGGCGUCAUCCCAGCACCCGAUGGUGGAAGAGGGACACACUACUUCACCGUCCAUGUGACGCCGGAACCAAUUUGCUCUUAUGCUUCCUUCGAGACGAAUGUGCCCUGUGGCCAGAAGGGCCGUGAGACCACCGAUAUCAUCCAGAAUGUGGUGGACAUCUUUAAGCCAGGCCGCUUCUCCGUCACUUUGUUCGAGGCCACAUCAAGCUACGAGGAGAAGCUUUGUGCUGAUCAUGAUGAGCUCGCACAAAUCAGGUUCUUAGAGCGACAAGCCGCUCGUCGCAACACCAAAAUGGAUUCUAUCAAAGGGUACCGUCGCGUCGAUAGGAUUGUUCACGAUUUGGAUGGCUAUGACUUGGUUUUUCGAUACUACGAGCGCCAUGACUGGAAAGGUGGUGCGCCACGCAUUGGUGAAAGUGGCAUGUGA
Cladophialophora yegresii CBS 114405 is the source of this 1518-nucleotide messenger RNA. RefSeq names its product adenosylmethionine decarboxylase. The transcript has 2 exons. The record is from RefSeq and is a predicted model, not a curated record. Gene Ontology annotation, molecular function: adenosylmethionine decarboxylase activity. Bases 1 to 1518 code for a protein of 505 amino acids. Gene Ontology annotation, cellular component: cytosol. Lineage: Eukaryota; Fungi; Ascomycota; Eurotiomycetes; Chaetothyriales; Herpotrichiellaceae. Gene Ontology annotation, biological process: spermidine biosynthetic process; spermine biosynthetic process.